AUGGAGUGUCAGAGGCACCACCCAUGCAAGGAGGGGGAUGGCUGGGUGGAGCAACUUCCUCAGCCUGCCUUGUUUGGCAUGCUCUCUGUUGUAAGUGCACAUGCUGCCACACACUCUGCACUCACCAGCCGGCACAGCACUGCCAUUAUCACAGCACUGCUAUUCUCACAGCACUGCCACUCUCACAGCACUGCCACUCUUACACCAUGCUUCUUCACUCACCUCCCCUCGUGCUUCCCCGUUGCCACCGCCCUGCCACCAUCCCACCGCCACCUGCCACCAUCCCACCGCCCUGCCACCAUCCCACCGCCCUGCCACCAUCCCACCGCCCUGCCACCAUCCCACCGCCACCUGCCACCAUCCCACCGCCACCUGCCACCAUCCCACCGCCCUGCCACCAUCCCACCGCCACCUGCCACCAUCCCACCGCCCUGCCACCAUCCCACCGCCCUGCCACCAUCCCACCGCCCUGCCACCAUCCCACCGCCACCUGCCACAAUGUCACCACCUGACUUCCUCCCCUGUGCCCCCCUGCCGUGCGAGCAGAAGGGCCCACAGCACUUUUACACGUGCACGGACGGGCAGGUCUACCACAUCACUGACUGGGCGCGCUGCCAGGUGGGUUGCGGUGCUGCCAGGUGGGUUGCUCUGCUGCCAGGUGGGUUGCGGUGCUGCCAGGUGGGUUGCUCUGCUGCCAGGUGGGUUGCUCUGCUGCCAGGUGGGUUGCUCUGCUGCCAGGUGGGUUGCUCUGCUGCCAGGUGGGUUGCUCUGCUGCCAGGUGGGUUGCUCUGCUGCCAGGUGGGUUGCUCUGCUGCCAGGUGGGUUGCUCUGCUGCCAGGUGGGUUGCUCUGGUGCCAGUGCCCGCCCAACACGCACAAGCCCUCCUUCCACUUCAAGCUCUCCCCUCACCCGCCCUCGCCGCCUGCAUCCUCCGCCUCGCCCAGGAGCCAGCGCCAGAGGGGCAGAGGGGGCAGGGGCAGCGCCCGGGGCAGGGAAGAGCGCGACGAGGGGUGGGCAGCAGGCAUGGCAGGGGGCAGCAGCGGCGGCGGAGUGCGUGUGGAGCUUAGUGAGGAAGAGAUGGUGACCCUCCUGGCCCGUGCUGUGAGCACUGGCGCCUUGAGCCCCACCCAGCUCUCAGAUGCCCUCAGAACAGCAUCCCAAUGUAGUGACAAGGGCCCACCCCCUCGGCGGAAAGGCAGGCGGCAGAAACCUCACUAA
Closterium sp. Naga37s-1 is the source of this 1218-nucleotide messenger RNA. The record is from the annotation of a GenBank genome assembly. Lineage: Eukaryota; Viridiplantae; Streptophyta; Zygnematophyceae; Desmidiales; Closteriaceae.